AUGGCGGAGUCCCACCCUCGGAAGCUUCCACAGGAGAUACUUUUAUUCCAGAUACUACCAAAGAUGCCGGUGGAAGCUCUACCCAGUUUAAUGUGUGUUUGCAAGAAAUGGUACUUGUUCCUAAAAUCGGGUGCUUUUGCGAGCGCAUUAAUCGAUGAUCAUGAAAAUCACCACAAACACCUCGUAUUACCUACCACCGAUGGAUAUACAUUCAGUAGCAUAGACUGCGAAGCACCUAAAGAUGGUUUAACCAUGGGCCGUUUUCCAUUUCUUUUACCAAUUAAUAAGAGGCACAUGAUAAACAUAUCGAUUUUAACAUCUGUGCAUGGACUGUUAUGCAUAGGUACAAUCAAGCACGAAAAUCCUGACAUAUAUUCUGAUCUAACUUUAUGGAAUCCUUUCACAAAUGACAAUAAGAGUCUAUCUAACACGAGUUGCGAUACACAAGGGAUAUUUGGGUUGUAUUAUAUCUCUGGUGAUGACGACUACAGGCUUCUACAUGUAACCCAUCAUCCCAAUAUUUAUAUAUACUCGUUAAAAUCGGACUCAUGGAGAAAUGUUGAGUCAUCUGAGGACUUCAAACAAAUGGCUUCCGACUGGACUGAACCUGGAAAUUACUGGACUAAACCUGGAGAUUACUGGGAGCACCCAAGUCAUUUUCUAUUGAAUGAAAAACUCUAUUUCUUAAAACAAGUUGAAACAGAACCAGAAAGCUUUAUUCGGUCUUAUUCAGUUAUGAGAUUCGACACAAAGACUGAAAAGUUCACAGAGAUAGCAAUGCCCUCUUUCGGAAAUCAAAUGACCAACUGUUUGGGUUUCAUGGUUCUUAAAGGAUGCGUCCACUUCUGUGUCGCCAUUCUCAUUGGGGAAGAAAGCGAUAUGACAAGCGAAUAUUGUAAUGAAAUGAUCGAGUUGUGGAAGAUGGAUGGAGAUGGAGAUGGAGAUUGGACGAAGGUGUUAACUUAUGGCCCAAUUUCGUUUUUUCCAUGGAGUAAAUCGCUAAUACACUUGAUGAGAAACGGAAAUUUGCUCAUUCAUGCUGAACGUAAUGUUUACCGAUUAGAUAUGAAGAAGAACACCAAAGAAAUAGUGUUUACGUGUGAAGAUAUGGAUUCCAAAAUCUCUCCGAUAGGGAAAUACAUCGAGUCUACAGUGUCACUCAACAAAGACGUAGUAUCCAAAUGGUUUUUUACAAUAAAUGGGUUAGAGUGGUGUACUGUUACAUCGUGGAAGGAGUAUGAGGCAUAUGAGAGAUCUAUGAUUGAGAAGUAUGGAGAGGACAUCAUUCAGCAUACAGGGGAUAAUGUUGAAUUGUGGGAAAAAAGUCAGAUAGGGAAAAAGAAGAGUCAUGUUUUUGGAAUAGGAUACUCGGAUCUUAAAUUUGUAGCGACACGGAGACCUUCUUACGGGUGUGCCAUGUCCUCCUUUGACUACACGCAAUUGCAGCAGCAGUUACACAAUGGAAUCAUGGAACAUCGAUUCUCGGAUUUAAAGAUAAGUGUUGGGCUCGAUGCGUAA
This is a messenger RNA of Lactuca saligna, 1518 nucleotides long. The record is from the annotation of a GenBank genome assembly. NCBI's taxonomy places the organism in Eukaryota, Viridiplantae, Streptophyta, Magnoliopsida, Asterales, Asteraceae.